Molecule: messenger RNA, 1468 nt
Organism: Metopolophium dirhodum (rose-grain aphid)
Lineage: Eukaryota; Metazoa; Arthropoda; Insecta; Hemiptera; Aphididae
Product: glutaminyl-peptide cyclotransferase-like
Exons: 6
Coding region: 270-1268 (332 amino acids)
Molecular function (GO): glutaminyl-peptide cyclotransferase activity; zinc ion binding
Source: RefSeq, a predicted model, not a curated record
ACAAUUUCCUCUUCCGCAAUUCAAAAAUAAUAUGUUGAAUCUGUUGAGAGGUACCUUAUUUACCUACCUCCUAUCUAAUUUCAAAUUAACAAUGGUACACCGUACACAUCUAUUUUAUAGCUUAUGGUCGCAUUCACUCGAACGAAACGUACUGACGAGGAACUACGGACGCUCGUUUUGAUGUCGUUUAAUAUCGGACAUCCAGAACGAGUCUGUUGAUUUUGUAAUUUUUAUUAACCUUUAAUUAGGUAUUCUUUUUUUAUUUGAAAAUGUCAUUUUUAAGAUAUACUUUCGUAGUUAUCCAAAUCAUUACAAUUGUCUUGUCACAGAAAGUCAGUUCUAGAAAUAAACAAAACACUGCUAUUUCUCAAGAUACUACUUAUAAAUUAUGUCAUAUGGGGAUUGAACAACAUUUUAAACCAAUCUUAGAUGAAAUGUUAAUUGAAAGAGUAGUUGGAACAAAUAAUCACGAAUUUAUAAAAACGUAUAUUGCGGAGGAAAUGAAGAAUAAUGGUUGGGCAGUGGAACUAGAUGAAUUUAAAGCUUCCACACCAAAAGGCGUGUACAAUAUGACUAACGUUGUGGCUACUCUAAACCCCAUGGCUGAUCGGUAUAUAGUUAUUGCAUGCCAUUAUGAUUCAAAAUUAAUGGAUUUUUAUUUUGUCGGCGCUACUGAUUCAGCAGUGCCUUGUGCUAUGAUGUUAUACAUGGCAGAAUCAUUAAACCAACGACUUGAAGCCUUUAAAAAUACUCCUUUAAGCUUGAUGAUGGUAUUUUUCGAUGGGGAAGAAGCUUUUGAGGAAUGGUCAGAUUCAGAUUCUCUUUACGGUUCCCGACAUUUAGCUUCAAAGAUGGAAAAUACCAAAUUUCUACAUAAUGGUCGACAAUUAAAUCAAUUAUAUAGAAUUGAAUUUUUAAUGCUAUUAGAUUUGUUGGGCACAAAAAAUCCAAAAUUCUAUAACUAUUUUUUAGAAACUGCUGACCUUUAUCGAUCUUUGAUAAAAUCUGAAACAAUCUUAAACAAAACCGGUUGUCUGAUUGAACAUACUGAUACCUAUUUCCGUCCAAUGUCUGCGUUUGUUAAAAUUGAUGAUGAUCAUAUUCCAUUUUAUCAAAGAGGAAUUGAAGUAGUCCAUAUGAUUCCAAAUCCAUUUCCAAAAGUUUGGCAUAAGAAAAGUGAUAAUAAAGAUGCAUUGCACAUGCCAACAAUACUGAACUUAAUAAAAAUUGUUCAAGUAUUUAUAGUUAGUUAUUUGGAAACACAGUGAAAAAUCUUAUUUUCUUUCUUCCUAGUAUCUCAUUUAUAAAUUAAAAAGAAAAUUUAGCUAAGCUAAAAUUAAGAUUUUUUUUUAUAUUUUUUUAAUGUUGAUUUUGUUUUUACUGAUUCCAAAUUAUACAUUCACAAUACAUUUAUUUAUUAUAUAUUAUAUAUACUUAUCUGUAUGAUUGUUGGAAAUUAAAAUAUUAU